This is a messenger RNA of Fundulus heteroclitus (mummichog), 4392 nucleotides long. It is a transcript of the gene scamp5a, whose product is annotated as secretory carrier membrane protein 5a. The record is from RefSeq and is a predicted model, not a curated record. Gene Ontology annotation, cellular component: recycling endosome membrane; trans-Golgi network membrane. Gene Ontology annotation, biological process: protein transport. Lineage: Eukaryota; Metazoa; Chordata; Actinopteri; Cyprinodontiformes; Fundulidae. The transcript is spliced from 7 exons. Bases 333 to 1025 code for a protein of 230 amino acids.
GGGGCCGGGGUAUGCGCGUGAAGAAAAGACCGCGCAUCACGUGACCGCUGAUGACUCCCAGCCCUUAUCAUUUGAGGAGUAACGGCCCAUACAGAUAUUUAUGUGUGUGCAUGUUUUUCUGAGCCAUCAGCGUUAUAUUUUUCUUCUUUGAGCAGCGGGAGAUAUCGGACGGAGAAAAAAAAAAAAAAAAAUCAUAGGAUGCAAUUUAAAGGAGCAGGAGGAUUAUAGCAUCAUUCUCGGAUUGUGAACGCGGAGUUUUGGUUCUGAAGGCAGCUCAGCUUGAGGUUUGUGCACCUGCUUGGUAAAGUGGAGGAAAAUACAGAACAGUGAUCAUGGCAGAAAACAACUUCCCUCCCCUGCCUAGGUUUAUCCCCCUGAAGCCAUGUUUUUACCAGGACUUCAAUGAAAUUCCAGACCAUCAGCGCACCAUGUGCAAGAGGCUCUACUACCUCUGGAUCUUGAACUCUGCCACGCUAGCUGCUAACCUGAUUGGCUGCCUGGCCUGGAUGUGCGGCGGUGGAGGAGCCACCAACUUUGGCAUGGCCUUCCUGUGGCUCAUACUCUUCACUCCUUGUUCCUAUGUGUGCUGGUUCAGGCCCAUCUACAAGGCCUUUAAGACCGACAGCUCUUUCAACUUCAUGGCUUUCUUUUUCGUCUUCAUGGCUCAGGUGGUGAUAAGUAUAAUCCAGGCCGUCGGCAUCCCCGGUUGGGGGGUCUGCGGCUGGCUGGCGACCAUCACCUUCUUCAGCACCAACAUCGGCUCAGCUGUAGUAAUGCUGAUCCCCACCAUCAUGUUUACUGCAGUGGCUGUGCUCUCCUUCGGCGCCCUCGCUAAGGUCCACAACUUCUACCGCGGCAGCGGUGGCAGUCUGGGAAAAGCCCAGGAAGAGUGGACCACGGGGGCCUGGAAGAACCCGCACGUCCAGCAAGCCGCUCAGCAGGCAGCCAUGGGAGCAGCACAGGGCGCCAUGCAGCAAAACCAAUACUCAGCGGCUCCCACCUACAACUACGACGACCCAAUGUAGGACAGACGGGCAGGCCGGAGGAGUGGAGUGGGAGAGCUAAAAAGGGAUCAAUUAUGAACACAACUAAGAAUUAGGUGCCCUUUAUUUUAAUGCAGCACAGGCUCAUUUGAGAUAGAAAAAUGUAUGGGGGAAAUGAGACAGAACUGCACUUUUGAGCAAAUUUUAAAGUUUUAGGAGGUUCACUUUUAGAUCAAGAAAUUGUUAUUGUUUUGCUGCUCAGCAUGUAUGUUGAUUUUCACCAGUCUUAUAUGGCUAUUUUAGCUCAUUCAGGUCCCCGUGGUGUGUUGUUUUCAUGUAGCAGCACUCACGUUUUGACAUUUCCCGCUUCAUUUUGAAUCCCCUUUGUGUUACUGCAGGGAGUAACAGCUGUAGCUUGCAUUUGGAAUGAAACCUCUGUAGUCCUUACAAAAAGUUUUAAAUUGUGUUUUUUCGUUAAUACAUUUUAGCUAACAGGUCACAUAAAAAUGUUAAGAAAACCUGAAGGAUUAGUUUUUGAAAAAUGUUAAAGUAUUGAUAGCAUGCUAGCUAACUUAGCCUAGCUAGCCACCCCUGCCCCCCCCCCCCCAAAAAAAAGAUUUGAAGGGAAAAAGUAUAUCUUACUAUGUCUGAAUGCAACACAAUCCCUGCAGUCAGUCCUAACUUUGUUUCUUGUGUCUUAAAGCAGGAUUCUAGACGUGGUUUUAAAGGAGUCAAAGUCAUUGUUCUAUCUCUCUCGUCCGUAUGCUAGGCUAAGCUGCUAGCGAUAGCAUCACAUUUAGACCUACCACAGACAAGUGUAUUGGCAGCCCUGGUACAGAUGUGCUAAGUCCUUUCGUAUUUGCAGCAAUGUAAUCUCACAAGAGAAAGAAAAAUACAAUACAAACUUUUCUUGAGUGCAUUUAUUGUGUCAAAAAAAGAAGAUGUUUGGAAAAAAAACUUUUAUUAGAAUUGCCAUCCCCGCUGGCGUAAUUAUUGGGAGCUUUAAUGUUAAUGCUUGGAAUAAGACAACAUAAACAUUUCACAAGGUGGGAACAUACAGAGAGAGGAAUCUUUCAGCAUUCCUCUUUGAACAAUCUCUCUUUAUCAUCAGGCUCCUCUUGCAUACUUUCUUCUCCUCAGCUCACCCCACUUGUUUUCUCAAGGAUUUUUGAUCAGGGAAUUAAUGAGUUAAUUAUGACCUUUGACUAGGCAAAUAAAAACUUUUCAAAUAGCCACCUGAUGAAUUCUGAUUUUGUGUCUGGUGAACCAUGUGUUUUGAUCUGACCUAAUUUUGGGUCAUAAGCCUCUUUAAAGACCCAGUAAUGAUCUAUUAUUUUCGUCUACUAGAAGAGUCUUCCUUCAUUUUAUUUAAAAUGUGUUUUGAUUUUAAAGAGGUGCUGAUACCAUGCUCUCUAACAAGGUUUAUUGGCCCACUGGAAGAGAAAAAGGCACAGAGCAUCACAGAUCCUCCACAAUAAUUAACAGUGGGCCUGAGGUGGUUUUUUUAAAAGGCAUGAGGUGCCCUGUAAAGGGGGCUUUUCUGUGCUAAGCAUGCCAUGAUAGUAAUCAAGUUUGAGGUAAAAUGUUUCUAAAAGGAAUUUAAAUAUGAGAUUACACUACUGCCAUAAAACCAUACUUUAUUUAAAGGCUUUUUACAGAUCUUUACCAGCGAUGCCAAUGAAUUUAACCUCUACGUUUUCAUCUGAAAUAUUGUUUGCGGGCUUCUUUUGUUUGAAGAUUAGGUUAAUUUAAAGUCAACGUUUUCCACAUUCUCAGGUAAAGUGCUAUAGCCAGUGUUUAAGCAUGUAGAACAUCAUGUUUUUGGUCAUAUAUGCCUUUGCUCUAUUGCCCCAGUCUACCCAUAGAGGAAAAUUUGCUUUUUGCCAUAAGGUGGUUGUAAAUCUGUUGAGCAAGCUGUUUUCAGUUCAGUGAAGCACACACCGUGUUUAGGGUUUUUAUUGGAUAAACAUUCCAAAUCAAUGUUGUACAGGUGAAGAGUGAAGGAAAACCAAAACAACAAUUUAAAAAGCAAAGCAGAAAUGGUAAAUAAUGGUGAUAUUUGUUGUAGGCGUUCAGAGUGAUGGAUGUUUCCCUCCCCCUUUAGCAUAUUCUUCCAUGAACCCUUACAAGUGGAUGCUUGUGAACUUCAGGCCUAACGUUAAUGCGUCGUCUUGUGGCAGUUGGUGUUUUUCCAUAAAAUUAUGUAAUUUAUAAGGUAAAAUAAUUACGCCAAGGUCAAUAAUUUCCUCAUGAAGUGAUACUUAAUAAAGAAGACGAACGUGUGGAGCCCAUGCAAGGCCUGAUGGAGUGAGUUAAGAGCCCCUUUGGUUUUAAGCCAGAAGAUUUCAGGGUAGUGUAACUUUUUUUUUUGUUAUUGAGAACUUCCUCAGUGUUCAGUAGAUGGUUAUUACAGUGAAACAAAGUAUUAAGCUUGACAAAGCUGCAAAGAUGUGUAACUAAAUGGUCAUUAUUUCAAAAUCUGUCGGCCGUCUUGUCCCGUUGUGAUGAUGUGGUUUUCUAUAAGCUCUGUUUUUGCUUUCCCUGUUUUAUUUUGCACCCUCCACUGUUUUUUCUGUGCAUUUCGGGUGACGUGUAGACGAGACUGAAGCACAUGUUCAUUGUGUCCUCUCCAUGGCCUCUCUGGUGAAGUGUUGCUUAAACUAUAAUUCUUUGACAGUGUGUGUUCUUUUUUAUUAUUUAACUCAAUGUUUGAGCUGGGUUACCUGUAGAGAUUCACAACAAAGUAAGUUGAAUUUACAGUGAAGCAAUACUUCUUAGUAUACUAAACACAAUCUAGUCGGGUUCGGCACAAACUGGCUUCCUUUAAUGUUACUUGGCUUUUAUAUUUAGCAAAAUGAAAGGAAGAACAGACCUGUUUUAAAGCUGGACUGCUUGAUAUUUGAUUUUGCAACAGCAGAAUCUUUUUCCCACCACCAGAGGCACAUAAAGUAGUUAUUACUCUGUAAUUGGCACCACACGUCUGCCCAUCUGUUAGUAAAUGGUCAUCUAAAACAUUGCACAGACAUAUGCAGUUGAUGGGAUUAGGAAAAUUAGCUGUGAAUUUAUUGUGUCCCAGCAACUGCGGUUCCUUGGACAGACAUCACUCUGCGUUUCGUGUCGCUGUAUCAAAGCUUCUGGAAGCCAUUUCCCAUGUUUCCCGCCCUUACUGUACUGUAUGUUGUAUGAAAUGUAUUAUCAUGUACUAUAUCAUAAGUAGGUCUGAAUAUAUAAUGAGAUAAAUAUUUGCCAUGGAUAAACACACUCAGUAGGAACAUGCUGUACUUAGGUGAAAUAAAUGUUUGAGGAGGCCGUGUCUCCAUAAGUGACGUAAGUGAGGAAUAAAAUCUUUGUGUAUUACUUUUGUAUUAUUUGGUCUUAUCCUAAUAGAAAUUAAAUUGUUCUUGUUGCA